Penicillium salamii is the source of this 1497-nucleotide messenger RNA. The record is from the annotation of a GenBank genome assembly. Lineage: Eukaryota; Fungi; Ascomycota; Eurotiomycetes; Eurotiales; Aspergillaceae.
AUGACAGAUCAGAAGAAGUCUGAUGAUUUGAACAAUCUUGAGCGGAAUAUUUCCGUGUCUGCAGGCACAGGGAUAGAAUUUCAAAAACGGUUCUCCACUCUCAAUGUGCUCGCAGUCUGCGUCACGCUCAUGGCAACAUGGGAGGCCAUGGGCGGCGUGUUUGCAGGAGGUUUAACUGCUGGCGGACCUGUGGCACUACUUUAUGGAUACAUCCUCGCUCUCGUUGGGACAAUGGCAACUUGUCUUUCACUCGCAGAAUUGGCGUCUCUUUCCCCUACCAGCGCUGGCCAAAUCCAAUGGGCGGUCAUUCUAGCACCCCCACGCUACGCUCGCCUAUGUAGCUGGAUCACUGGUUGGAUAACGACGCUCGGGUGGCAAGCAUUUACCGCUAGUGCAGCAUUCCUCGGCGGGACGAUGAUUCAGGGCCUCGUGGUGCUCCAAUAUGCCAACUACCAGUCUGAGCGAUGGCACGGCACGAUGAUAUACUGGACGAUUCUGUUCCUCGCCUUCCUGGUCAACACAGUUGGGAUUAGACUAAUGCCUAUCAUUGAGAAUGGUAUCCUAAUCUUUCAUAUCGUCGCGCUAAUCGCCGUCAUCAUCCCUCUUGUUGUGCUGGCGCCACAUAAAAGCGCCGAGUACGUCUUUACAACAUUUGAGAAUAGUUCUGGGUGGGAAAAUGAUGGCGUUGCUUGGUUUCUAGGAUUGCUGAGUGCGAGCUAUGUGCUGGUUGGGUACGAUGGGGCUUGCCAUUUGAGCGAAGAGAUGCACAAUGCAUCCGUCGUCCUACCCCGUGUCAUGAUUGGAACCAUCGCACUGAACAGUCUGCUCGGCCUUGCCUUUCUCUUCGCUCUCCUCUUUUGCCUCGGGGAUACAGAAAGCGUCCUCAAAAGUUCCCUAGGAUUCCCUAUCAUACAGAUAUUCUAUAACACCACGGGCUCUCAGGCAGCAACCACCGCUCUCAUGACGCCAUUCAUCUCUGUGGCCAUCGCGUCCACAUUUGGCUUGCUCGCGUCGACGUCAAGGACAACUUGGGCAUUUGCUAGGGAUAGAGGUCUGCCAUUCUCUCGGUUUCUCGCUCAGAUAAACACAUCCUCCACGCUCCCUCUCCACGCUAUAACCUCAAGCACAGUGUUCAUGGCCUUCCUCGGUCUAAUUAAUAUUGGAAGCACAACCGCCUUCAACGCAAUCGUCUCUCUCUCCGUCGUAAGUUUAUACGUUUCGUACCUGAUACCCAUCGUCCUGCACCUGUCACGCCGCAUGACCGGGCCACCUUUGCAGUACGGCCCAUUCAACCUUGGCAAAGUACUCGGACCUAUAAUGAAUGUGCUGGCUAUGAUUUAUAGUUCUGUGAUUGUCAUCUUUCUCUUCUUCCCGCCAUACCAGCCUGUUACACCCGAGAAUAUGAAUUACGCGGCCGUGGUCUUUGGUGCAGUCCUAGCGUUUAGUGGAAUAUUUUGGAUUGCCAAGGGGAGAAGAGUCUUUGAAGGGACGAGGUAG